UUCACCGCGCUAUCUGUUUGACUUAAUGCUGGUUUAAUACAAAUAAAUGUCCCUUUUAAUAUAAAAAUACAGUUUUUGAAUCCGGUCAGCAAAUAAUAUUUUCAUCCUCCAGCCGGAAUAUCUGGAAGAACAUCUGAAUUGAGAUCUGCUGCUGUGAAGAUGAUGUUUGUUAAAGAGGAGAGUGAAGAGAACUCGAGUGAAACAGAAAAACUGAGAAUAAAACAAGAGGAACCAGAAACCUGGAGAAUAAAACAAGAGGAACCAGAAACCUGGAGAAUGAAACAGGAGGAACCAGAAACCUGCAGAUUAAAUGAAGAGGAACCAGAAACCUGCAGAUUAAAUGAUGAGGAACCAGAAACCAGGAGAAUAAAAUCUGAGGAACCAAAAAUGUUGAGAAUAAAAGAGGAGGAACCAGCAGCAAAACCCAUUGAGAAAAAAACACGAGGAACCAGAAGGCCCAAUGAAAGUGAAAGAAGAAGAGAUCUGAAUGAGGUGGAGAAGAAACAUCAGCAUCAGAAAGAUCAUAAUAUCACUGCUGGAGAAAAAUCAGUGAGUUGCAGCAUUCAAAUAACAGAUGUCGAAAGACCUUUCAGCUGCUCUCCAUGUGGAAACACUUUCAAACAGAAAGGACGCUAUAUGAAACGCAUCAGAAUUCAUAGUGAGGAAAAGUCUUUCAGCUGCGCUCAGUGUGGACACACUUUCACACGUAAAGCAAACCUUAAGAAACACAUGUUAAUUCAUAGUGGGAUAAAGCCUUACAGCUGCUCUCAGUGUGGAAAGAGUUUCACACAGAAAUGGCAACUUAAGGAUCAUCUGCUAACGCACUCUUCAGAAAAGCCUUUCGUCUGCUCUCACUGUGGAAACACUUUCACACGUAAAACAAAUCUGAAGACACACAUGUUAAUUCAUACCGGAAUAAAGCCUUACAGCUGCUCUCAGUGUGGAAACACUUUCACACGUAAAACAAAUCUUAAGACACAUAUGUUAAUUCAUACUGGGAUAAAGUCUUACAGGUGCUCUGAGUGUGGAAAGAGCUUUACACAGAAAGGACACCUUAAUGAUCAUGUGGUUAGUCACUCUUCAGAAAAGCAUUUCAGUUGCUCUCAGUGUGGAAAGUCUUUCAAACAUAAAGUAAGCCUUAUGAAACACAUCAGAAUCCAUAGUGGGGAAAAGCCUUUCAGCUGCUCUCAGUGUGGAAACCGUUUCACAUGUAAUGAAAACCUUAAGAAUCACAUGUUAAUUCAUAUAAAACCUUUCACCUGUUCUCAGUGUGGAAAGAGUUUCACCUGUAAACGAGGAUUUAAUCAUCACAGGAGAAUUCACACUAGAGAGAUGCCUUACCAGACAAUUCCUACAAAGUAAAACCCCCAUGUCUGUCCUCAGGGUCACCACUAUGGGACGCCCAUGUCAGUCCUCUGUGUGGAAGGAGAUUUCGUAAAGCUUUAGAUGACAGCCCGGAAUUUACAGUGCAAGUAAACUGAAUUUACAGUAAACAUUUUUAUAAUAAUAGACUACCUAUACAUUACAUCCAUGUAUACAAAUGCUGCUUGUUAAUCCAAUACAUUAAUCGUUAACUGAUCAAAUUAGAAUAAUAAAUUAGUAUUAAAGUGAUCAUAUGACAUUGCUAAAAAGAACAUUAUUUUAUGUAUUUGGUGUAAUGAAAUUUGUGGCUUAAGGUUAAAAAAAAAACAUUAUUUUCCACACUGUACAGUGUUUCUCCUCCAUGCCUUGCCUUUGUGAAAUGUGUCAAUUUUUAAAAAGCUCAUCGUUCUUUAAAACGAGGUGUGCUCUGAUUGACUGACAAUACAAUGCUUUGUGAUUGGCUGAAUGCCUCAGGUGUGACAGAAAUGUUACGCCCCUUGAACAUACUGUGAUGCCGCGUCCCGGUUAUAAUGCUUACACGACAAGACAAAACCAAUAAAAACCCAUUACAAGUGAUGCCUUUGUUGCAUCCAGUGGGGACAUAAUUACUGAUUAUAAUGACUUAUACUGCUGUGUUGCAUUGCAUAUCAUGCUGUAUAAACAUAAAACCAUGUCUGCAUUUGUGUUCCGAGAAAUGACAACGAAACGACAAACGAGCUACUCUACACUGCUCAAAACUCACGUUUGAAUAGUCAAAGGCAAAAUUGUAAAAUAUGAAAACACAUUUACAGUCUGUGAGUCAGAAGCACUAGACUGUCCUUGCAAAGUUUAAAUUGCUCCACUUUAUAGAAACACCCACCGGCAUUGUAGGCUAGGUCUUAGUCCUCCAUAAAAUGUGCUUGACACAUCUGAAUAUUUGGGUUGAACUGCAACUUAACCACUGAUUUCUAGAUGGUUCAACAAAGGAAUUAAUGCAUACACAAAGUACUAUAUUAUUAGUAAUAAUAGGCAAACAUUAUAAUACAUUCUCGUUUGCCAUCAGUAUUAAGCAAAUACACUUUUAUAUAAUUUAAACAAAUCUUUGAAUGACUAAUGAACAUUACAUUUCAAAAACCAGCAAAUUUAGUCAAAUCCAGCUCUGAUAUCUUGUGAAGUGUAUAUUUUUAUCCAGAAUGAUCAUGUGUUCUCUGCCUGAUGGUCAGUCCGUGUGAAUUGAAUGCUUUAAACUUGUGAUUUCAAAUUAUGCUACGCUUUAUGCAUUUGCAUACUGUCAUAUUCAUGUCAUUUUCACUGUGUGCUGUCUGUAAAAUGGGUGUCACCCUGGCUUUGAAAAAUAUGAUUCCAAGUGCACACAAACUUGCCAGAAUACUGAGUGCUCUGCUGGUAACAGUGUUUACUUCCCUUUUAAUUUGAUCUUAUUUAAUAUUUAUUUAUUAGUGAAAAAUACUUUGUCAUCUAAAGUAUGUUUAUUUUACACAUUUAUUUUUUAUCCAUUGUCAAAUUAAUUGUUCAAAUUUUGUAAAUAAUAAUAAUAAUAAUAAUAAUUUCCCAAAUUUUGACAUUGGCUGUCAAUGUUUAGAACAAGUGCAUUCAGAAGAAAUUAGCUCCCAGUCAUGUGGAAAUGUAAAUAGUCUUGUGUAAGUAAAGAACAAAGAAAGAGAAGUAAGGCGAACCUGAUUUUUCUUUUAGACAUUAACAGACAUGAAUUAAGUUCUUUGUAAAUACAUGUACCAUAUUCUAAACAUGUCUAUGUUCUUUAGGCUUUAUGUUUAUGGUGGUUUCACUAUCCAUAUUUGUCCAUGCCAUAAUUGUCUAAUUAUAACUGUCAAUUUAAUUGACAGUUAAGAUCUUAUUUAUACAUAAAUGAUAUGUGGAUGUACCACAAAAUGUCAUUAAAGAUGAAUGAAA
Messenger RNA from Carassius auratus (goldfish), 3270 nucleotides. RefSeq names its product zinc finger protein OZF-like. The record is from RefSeq and is a predicted model, not a curated record. Gene Ontology annotation, biological process: regulation of transcription by RNA polymerase II. The coding region runs from base 160 to 1362 and encodes 400 amino acids. Gene Ontology annotation, cellular component: nucleus. Lineage: Eukaryota; Metazoa; Chordata; Actinopteri; Cypriniformes; Cyprinidae. The transcript is spliced from 2 exons. Gene Ontology annotation, molecular function: DNA-binding transcription factor activity, RNA polymerase II-specific.